AAAGAAUGUGAUGGCAAACUGGUUCUGUGGCAUGCUUUGUGUGUGCGUGUGUUUGUGUUGCAACCUUUCACAGUUUCUCCCCACAUGUUGAAAUCACAGCAGGCAUGGAUUGGAGGCUGGCUUGAAGGUCGGGUUCACACAAACAAAAGGUGCAAGUGACUUCCUGGUACGGCCGAGGCGGUGUGUUGCUUUUCUCGCUGUCAGUCACCGGCCUUCCUGACGAUGAGAGCAGUGAGAAUAUUUAUCGUCACCUUCGGUUUGUAGCGCUGACUCCUGACCAGGUAUGUGAGAGGAUGUUUAGGCCUAUGUUGGAACGUUUGAUUAAGUGCAGCCUUGUCCCUUGCAGCAUGUCGACCAACACGACAACCACGCCGGCGCCGACGAGCAACAGCACGUGUGCACCCUCCGACAACCUGUGCACGGUGUCGACGUACCGCCUGGACGUGAUCGUGGUGCCGACGGUGCUCCUGCUGAUCAGCCUCGUCACCUUGGUGAUAAUGUUUAUUUUGGGCUUCUUUCACCGCCAGCGCUACGCCGCUGCCACCGCCGUGCCGCGCUACAGCAGCACGUUGCAAAGGCGAGCGCGCCGCCUGCACGGCAUUGACGCGCCCCCCGGCAUCGACCCGCUGGAGCACGAAGAGGUGCCCAUGGCGGUACACAAACAGAGCCGCGGGACCGCCACCGUGACGCGACUGGGUGCUUUCAGCCAGGUGACUGCGCUGCCGCUGACGCUACCCGUCACCACCGACGACAGCGUCCUGCUCUACCGGGCCCGGAUGGACAACAAGGAUGUGGUGCUGAGGGUUCUGAAAGAUUCGGCCGGCGUGGAGGAGCGGCGCCGCUUCUUGAGUUUCGCUUCGUUCGUGUCGGGCUUGGGGACGCACCCGUUCCUGCCAGCCGUGCUGGGCGUGGUGAGCGGGUCCCCGACCGCGCCCGCCUUCAUGGUGCUGGAGGAGCUGCGACACCGAGACCUGCUGGGCUUCUUGUGGAAAUGCAGGCGACCGGACGCCACCUCUCGCAGCAUGACAGAGAAAAGGAUCUUCACCAUGGCGACGCAAGUGUCCUCAGCUCUGGAGUACUUGCACAGUCGGCGGGUUGUCCACGGCAACGUGUGCGCUCGCAGCGUCCUGGUGGGCGCUGACCUGACAGCCAAGCUGUGGGGCCUGGGGGGCGCCCACCGCCGCCGUCACCAAAGCUCCAGCGGCGCCACAGAGUCGAACAAAUGGCAGGCGCCUGAGGUGCUGGCCCGCCGAGACUUCAGCCCCAGCACCGAUGUGUGGUCCUUCGGGCUCCUGCUCUACGAGAUGAGUACGUUAGGUGAGCCGCCAUUUGCACAGGUGCGCUCGUCAGAGCUCCUGCAGCACCUGCAGAGAGGAAAUUACCUGCGACGUCCGCCCGCCUGCUCCCACGCACUCUUCGCCGUCAUGUCGUCGUGCUGUCGGCGAAGCCCCCAGCACCGCCUCAGCCUGGCCGCGCUGUCCGAGAAGCUGCGCGCAGGAGAGAGGACGGCCGACGGGCGUGCUCUCAUCCGGGGUGCUGCGCCGCUGGACACACAGACGUACCUGCGCCAGGCGGGUUACGCCGACUCCUGCAACUACGCCCUGCUCUGAUUGGACACCUUGCUGCUAAAUGGACAAAGACUGAUGACGCUACAAAUUUUUUUGAACGCUUCUCAAUGAGAGUUAGUUUUUAUAAAUAUAUAUUUUUUGUCCUAUGAGA
Messenger RNA from Syngnathus acus (greater pipefish), 1719 nucleotides. Its product is annotated as tyrosine-protein kinase STYK1-like. The transcript has 9 exons. Gene Ontology annotation, biological process: positive regulation of kinase activity; protein phosphorylation; multicellular organism development. The coding region runs from base 294 to 1610 and encodes 438 amino acids. The record is from RefSeq and is a predicted model, not a curated record. Gene Ontology annotation, cellular component: signaling receptor complex. Gene Ontology annotation, molecular function: transmembrane receptor protein tyrosine kinase activity; ATP binding. NCBI's taxonomy places the organism in Eukaryota, Metazoa, Chordata, Actinopteri, Syngnathiformes, Syngnathidae.